Messenger RNA from Electrophorus electricus (electric eel), 2280 nucleotides. NCBI's taxonomy places the organism in Eukaryota, Metazoa, Chordata, Actinopteri, Gymnotiformes, Gymnotidae. The record is from RefSeq and is a predicted model, not a curated record.
AUGUACGCUGUGUUGCAGCGGCUGCGACGUGUCCUCGGCCUCGACGGACACGCAGGGGUGCAAAUUGACAUGAUUGACAUGUGCUCCGCCCUCUACUUUCCCCCAGGGUUCUACUACCCUGCGGGUUAUGAGAGGAACGGGGAGUGCAACGAUGUUAGUCUGCGGAUGGACUCGGAGUUCGACCAUGGGGAGGAUCUCAUAAUGGCGGUGGAGGAGGUCCUCCAUAGCGUCCAAAAGAAGCCUGAAAAUAUUUAUAAAGAAAAACUGGAGUCAGUAAUCAAGGAGCUGGAGGACAAAAUCAUCUCUCUGGUGAAGAAUGAGCUGAAGAUAUUUAAGAAUCUACUGAGCUCAGAUUUCCCAGCAUGCACUGAGAGACAGGUGGAGGAUGAGGAGGAUCAGCGCAUUGUCAGAGAGGGGGCGCUGAAGAUCACACUGCACAUCCUGAGGAACAUGAACCAGAUAAACCUCGCUAACACACUACUGAACAAACUGGCCCCUGCUUGCCACAGAAAGCUCAAAUCCAAACUGAGGGACAAAUGUCAGAAAAUUCAUGAAGGAAUCUCACAGCAGGGAACCACAGCACUUCUGAAUGAGAUCUACACAGAGCUCUACAUCACAGAGUGUGGGAGUGGAGAGGUCAAUAAUGAACAUGAGGUGAGACAGAUUGAGACAGCAUCCAGGAGACCAGCAUCACAGGGGACACCAAUCAAAUGCAAUGACAUCUUUAGACCCUUACCAGGACAAGACAAAGACAUCAGAACUGUGCUGACUAAAGGAGUGGCUGGAAUUGGUAAAACAGUCUCUGUGCAGAAGUUCAUACUGGACUGGUCUGAAGGAAAUGUAAAUCAGGAUGUUCUCUUCAUAUUUCCACUUCCUUUUAGGGAGCUGAAUUUAAUGAAAGAGAAAAAUCUCAGUCUGAUGGAGCUUCUUCAUCACUUUUUCCCAGAAACAUGUGAAUUAAAACCUAAACAUUAUACAAACUAUAAAGUUCUGUUCAUCUUUGAUGGUCUGGAUGAGCAUCGACUUCCUCUAGAUUUCCAGAAUAAUGAGAAAUUGUGGGAUGUAACAGAGUCCACCUCAGUGGAUGUGCUGCUGACAAACCUCAUCAAGGGGAAUCUGCUUCCCUCUGCUCUCCUCUGGAUAACCUCUCGACCAGCAGCAGCCAAUCAGAUCCCUCCUGAGUGUGUUGACCAGGUAACAGAGGUACGAGGGUUCAGUGAACCACAGAAAGAGGAGUAUUUCAGGAAGAGAAUCAGUGAUCAGGGCCUGGCCAAUAGAAUCAUCACACACAUGAAGUCAUCAAGAAGUCUCUACAUCAUGUGCCACAUUCCAGUCUUCUGUUGGAUUGCAGCCUCUGUUCUAGAGAGAAUGUUGGGUGAAGCAGAAAGUGGAGAGAUCCCCAAGACUCUGACUCAGAUGUUCACACACUUCCUGAUCUUUGACAUUAAUUACAAGAACCAAAAGUAUGAUAAAAAAAGUCCCACUCAUCCAUACCACACAAAAGAACAUGUUCUGGCACUGGGAAAAUUGGCUUUCGAACAGCUGGAAAAAGGAAACCUGAUUUUCUAUGAGGAAGACUUGAGAAACAGUGGCAUUGAUGUCAGAGAAAUGUCAGUGUAUUCAGGAUUGUGCAUGCAGAUCUUCAGCGAGGAGUUUGAGCUACAGCUGGGGAAGGUGUUCAGCUUUGUACAUCUGAGUGUUCAGGAGUUUCUGGCUGCUUUAUAUGUGUUUAUUUCCUUCAUCUCCACCAACACCAAUGUGCUACAACAGCAACACCCUGGAUUGCUCAGUUUUUUCAAAACCCCAAUGUCUCUCUUCCUCAACAGUGCAGUGGACAAGGCCUUACAGAGUCAAAAUGGACACCUGGACCUUUUCCUUCGCUUCCUUCUGGGUCUGUCACAGGAGUCCAAUCAGACUCUCUUACGGGGCCUACUGACACAGUCAGGAAGCAGCUCUCACAGCAAAGAGGAAACAAUCAAGUACAUCAAGGAGAAGAUCAGGGAGAAUCCCUCUCCAGAGAAAUCCAUCAAUCUGUUCCACUGUCUGAAUGAACUGAAUGAUCAUUCUCUAGUGCAGGAAGUCCAAACAUACCUGAACAGAGGAGGUAAACGUCAUCUCCCUGGAGCCAGACUCUCUCCUGCUCAGUGGUCAGCUCUGGCGUUUGUGUUGCUGAACUCAGAAGAGGAGCUCGAUGAGUUUGACCUGAGGAAAUAUGACCCAUCAGAGGAAUAUCUACUGAGACUGCUGCCAGUGGUCAAAGCAUCCAGAAAAGCCAUGUGA